AUGUCGUCAACGCUUCCUUCGCUUAGGCAAUUUUGGAAACAGACUUUGUUCUUGUCUGUGCUUGCGAUCGGAACGGCAGCGUAUGUCAAAUCGAAGGUCACCAUUCGCCGAAAACAACAAUACAUCAAGGAAACCUCGUCGUUUGACUCAACGCAGAAAAAGCAAAUUGCGGACGUUAAACCUGGAUUUCCCGAGAGAAAUCCGGACGACGAAAAGUACAAAAGAAAGAGCGAGUUUGAAGGAGCAGGAAACAGUUACAUGAGUAGAAAGCACGGCGACAAGCUAGCAUGGUGGGGGCGUGGAAGUGAUUAA
This is a messenger RNA of Ogataea parapolymorpha DL-1, 312 nucleotides long. RefSeq lists its product as uncharacterized. The record is from RefSeq and is a predicted model, not a curated record. NCBI's taxonomy places the organism in Eukaryota, Fungi, Ascomycota, Pichiomycetes, Pichiales, Pichiaceae. The transcript has a single exon. Bases 1 to 312 code for a protein of 103 amino acids.